UUUUUAGAAUGUGAAAAUGACUGGUUAGAGUUUGGUGGACAUUGUUACACUCUACUUGAAAAGAAGUCGUCUUGGGCUGAAGCACGGAUGGAUUGUCAAAAAAUGUGUUCAUACUUGGUGGAAAUUGAGAGUACAAUGGAAGCUGAAUGGAUCUCUAAAACAUUUAUUGAUCAAGCAAACUGUGGACGAGACCCUUAUGCAUGUACAGCGUGGACGGGUUUAAAUGACCUACAUAUUGAAGGACAAUAUAGAUGGGACCAUUCGAAUACAUUUUUGAAUUUCUCCAACUGGUUUCCCGGCGAACCAAGUUUAGGGUCCCCAAGCAAUGCUUUUGAUAGGGACUGCAUUGAUAUGUUGAGGAAUGGUCUUUGGAAUGACCGACCAUGUUCUUAUCUUAAUUCGGUUAUAUGUGAAAAAUCCUUCAAAACCUGA
Molecule: messenger RNA, 432 nt
Organism: Magallana angulata
Lineage: Eukaryota; Metazoa; Mollusca; Bivalvia; Ostreida; Ostreidae
Product: C-type lectin domain family 17, member A-like
Exons: 3
Molecular function (GO): signaling receptor activity
Source: RefSeq, a predicted model, not a curated record